UACAUUGUCCACCUUCGUCGGUCUGACUUGUGAUCCAAUUCCAAGCCCCUCUCUCUUGACGCUUUCUCUCUGCAACUUUUGAAGUUCGCCGGAUUUUCUUCUGAGCUGAUGAAGUGCUUCCAUUUCACUAAUGGGGAGGGGCGGGACAACGAGGAACCCGGCGUCGUUCCCCGGGCGACGUCGAAGGUGUCGUGGGUGCGCUCCCUCAGUGUGGCCUCCAGCAGCUACGGCACCACUCGGCGGUCCGAGUUCGACUCGGACUCGAGGGACCUGUCCGACUCUGUGGCGUUCCAGGAGCUGCUGAGUCUGCGGCGGGCCAAUGCUCUGAGGGUGUUCACGUUCUCGGAGCUGAAGGCGGCGAGCAGGGGGUUCAGCAGGGCGUUACUGAUUGGAGAAGGAGGUUUUGGGUGCGUUUACAGAGGAAUCGUCAGAGGCUGUAAUGUCGGCGACGGGAAAAUGGACGUUGCUAUCAAACAGUUGAAUCGGAAUGGCUUCCAGGGGCAUAAGGAAUGGAUUAAUGAAGUAAACUUGUUGGGCGUUGUCAAACACCCAAAUCUUGUUAAGUUAGUAGGAUACUGUGCAGAAGAUGAUGAAAGGGGGAUUCAACGGCUAUUGGUUUAUGAACUUAUGCGUAAUAAAAGCUUGGAGGACCAUCUAUUGGUUCGAUCUUCAUCAUCUCUCCCAUGGAUGACAAGACUAAGAAUUGCUCAAGAUGCAGCCCGCGGAUUGGCAUAUCUACAUGAAGAGAUGGAUUUUCAGCUAAUAUUCCGCGACUUUAAACCAUCAAAUAUUCUGCUAGAUGAGGACUUCAUUGCAAAGCUUUCAGACUUUGGACUAGCCAGGCAGGGACCUCCGGAGGGGACAAGUCACGUUUCAACAACAGUUGUGGGAACAGUAGGUUAUGCGGCUCCUGAAUAUGUACAUACGGGGAAGCUGACUGCUAAAAGUGAUGUGUGGAGCUUCGGAGUGGUUCUGUAUGAGCUCAUCACAGGAAGGAGGGCGGUGGAGAGAAAUUUGCCCCGCAGUGAGCAAAAGCUUUUGGAAUGGGUCAAGCCCUAUGUUCCAGACUCAAAGAAAUUCCACCUUAUUUUGGACCCUCGGCUUGAAGGACAGUAUUGCAUCAAAUCAGCUCAAAACCUUGCAUCAUUAGCUAACCGGUGUCUAUCAAAACAACCAAAGUCUCGCCCAAAAAUGAGUGAGGUGGUUGGGGUUUUGGGAUGCAUCAUAGAUGAGCUGUCACCUCAAGACGAAGUAGUCCCUGAACCUGUGAUUGAAACAGAAGAAUCAAAUGAAGAAACCGUGGAGGAGACUGAGAUCGAGUCUAACAAACAAGGAAACAAAAAGAGGGUUUUCGACAUAAAAGACAUGGUUAACUUUAGAAACAAAUCUAUUGGGAAGUUGGAUUGGAGAAACUGGACCCCGGGUUUGAUAAGAACUUGGUGAUCAAGCAUUCAGCCAGCCUGUAGCAGAAAAGAACCAACAGGCGCAUUUCGACCUUGACAUUGAGAACAACAGAUACUUGUUGUUCAAAUCUUACGGAGGUACAGGAUUCCAAUCCAUUCUUUUUCUUUUUCAGUAGAUGGUUGUAAAUAUAAUUUGUAGAAGGACGCUGCACAUUUGAGGCACGCGUCCGUUUCAUUAAUGCACAAAAUGUGUGGCACAAGUUCAUUCUCUCUUCCGUGUAACAAGGACUCACCGUCGUAGAGGUGAGCGGGAACGAUGGCAGUCCAAUGUCAAAUGAGUUUUGUAAUCCAAAUGUGAAAUCUUUCAUUAUAGA
Molecule: messenger RNA, 1777 nt
Organism: Pyrus x bretschneideri (Chinese white pear)
Lineage: Eukaryota; Viridiplantae; Streptophyta; Magnoliopsida; Rosales; Rosaceae
Product: serine/threonine-protein kinase PCRK1-like
Exons: 4
Coding region: 109-1443 (444 amino acids)
Biological process (GO): protein phosphorylation
Molecular function (GO): protein kinase activity; ATP binding
Source: RefSeq, a predicted model, not a curated record